AUGUAUCGAUCAAGCAGGCAUGUGGAGAAACUGUCGACCACACUCGAUGAAUUCAGGGGAGUGCUUGACAAGCUCUUCCCUGGCAUUCCAGCGGAGACCCUGGUCAACUUGCCUCGGGACAAGCUUCUGGAGCUGACAGGCAAGGGGCCUUCCCAGAUGCAGACGCAAGCGCCACACCCGGCAUCCCCAGCAACCUCGGCAUCGGUAGAGGCUCACGCAUCGCCAGCAUCCAGCGAAGACGGCAAUCUCGAGUCUCUACAGACAAUACCUGAUCACACAACUGAUGAUCGUGAAUUGAAAGGUUCUGAGCUAACGAGUACCGUAUCCGACGACGUUAACGCUUUAUCUCUCUCGGCCAAACAGCCAUCUUCCUAUUUGGGUGUCUCUUCCAUCCAUGCUGUGCUAAAGGUAAUAGUAUGGCUGGAGCCGAGCUCUCUCUCUCAUUUGUCUCGCGCACCCGCCACAGGAGUCCGUCGAGAAUCUGUCAUGGACAUUGCAUCUCCAGAGGCCCAGGCCUGGCAGGUUUUUGGGUCACAGCCCCAUCAUGGCACGUCCACCCAUAGCCCACUCCAGGUUCCCGAGACUCAACUGCUCGAUGCUUACUUCACCUACUUCCAACCUUUUGUUCCAAUGCUGGACGAACAAUAUUUUCGCCAAACGUAUCUUUCUGCGCGCAGGAAAGACAAGCAAUGGCUCGCGUUACUUAACAUUGUCUUUGCUUUGGGCAGCAUAGCAGCCACCCCGGCCGACGACAUGUCCCAUCAAGCAUAUUAUAUGCGGUCUAUGAGCCAUUUGAAUUUGGAAAGCCUUGGAUCACCACACGUGGAGACUAUCCAAGCUCUGGGCCUCAUGGGUGGCUAUUACCUUCACUAUAGCAGCCAACCCAACCUCGCGUACUCCAUGAUGGGAGCCGCGUUGCGCAUGGCGGCUGCUCUGGGGCUACAUAAGGAAGUGUCAGAUGGCCAGUAUGGCAAUGGCAGGAAUAGGCUAUCUUCAGUUGACCAUAAACGUCGGGUAUGGUGGUCUCUUUUCUGUCUGGACACGUGGGGUGGCAUGACCUUGGGACGGCCAAGCAUGGGUCGGCUGGGUCCAGCAAUCACCGUUAAGCUACCACAUUACAGAGAAACAGGCAAUGUGCUCGACCUUCUACCACUUUUGGAAAAUGUUCGCUUUUGCAAGAUCGCGACACAGAUACAGGAGGUCCUGGCCGUGGCACCGCUGACAAAACCUCACGAAAUGGCACAUCUUGAUAGCCAGCUUUUGGAAUGGUAUGAUAACCUUCCUUAUAUUCUUAAAGACCAUGAGCCAUGCUCUGAGUCGAUUGCGAUCACGAGAACCGUCAUGAAGUGGCGCUAUUACAACCAACGCAUGCUCUUGUAUCGCCCCACCCUGCUCAGCUAUGCCAUGCGCCGCGUACCAUACAUUGUGCUCAGGUCUGAAGAAAGGACGGCAAUUGAAAGAUGUAGGGAGAUUGCCGAGGCUACCAUACAAGAUGUAGCCGCCAAGGCACAAUUCCAUCAGAUGUCAGGCUGGAACGCAGUAUGGCUUAUCUUCCAGGCUGCUAUGGUCCCUCUUCUAGGCUUGUUUCUCAAUGAUGGUACGGUUGAUGAUCCAAGAGCGACAGCUGAAGCGUGCCAGGCUCAAGUGGAAACAACAAUGCUUGUCCUGGAGCGCUUGGAACCUUGGAGUCCAGCCGCCAAAUCAACGCUCGAGGCUGUUUCCCGAAUAUUUGAGGCUGGUAAACGUGGCCCCAGCGUCAUCGGGGAAGCCCACAGCAUUAACAGCGGUAGCUGUGUAACGUCUACUGAAGAGACUCUUGGCGCAGUUCCUGGGGUAUCUCCGAUGCAAGUCGACUUUGGUCGCGCUAUUCCACACGACAGUGGAUUUGUCGACCCAUUUGAACCCCAGUUUAUCAAUGAUUCUGCUGGACAGUAUCUAUGGGACUUUCUUAGUUGGAGCGAUAGCAACUUGUUGCAGGGUUUGGCUGAUAUUGACAAUGUCAACAAUGGACCACUGUUUCCCCAGGAGGAGAGAAAUGCAAAGUAUGGAUCCAGCGACACUGCGUUUUUUGGAGGCCAAUUGGGAGAUUCAACAUUUUUUAUCAAUUCAGGGCCGUCCUUCUACUAG
This is a messenger RNA of Aspergillus niger, 2127 nucleotides long. RefSeq lists its product as uncharacterized. Lineage: Eukaryota; Fungi; Ascomycota; Eurotiomycetes; Eurotiales; Aspergillaceae. Gene Ontology annotation, molecular function: RNA polymerase II cis-regulatory region sequence-specific DNA binding; zinc ion binding; DNA-binding transcription factor activity, RNA polymerase II-specific. The coding region runs from base 1 to 2127 and encodes 708 amino acids. Gene Ontology annotation, biological process: positive regulation of transcription from RNA polymerase II promoter by galactose; DNA-templated transcription. The record is from RefSeq and is a predicted model, not a curated record. Gene Ontology annotation, cellular component: nucleus. The transcript has 2 exons.